This is a messenger RNA of Phycodurus eques (leafy seadragon), 3615 nucleotides long. RefSeq names its product heparan sulfate (glucosamine) 3-O-sulfotransferase 3B1b (gene hs3st3b1b). Lineage: Eukaryota; Metazoa; Chordata; Actinopteri; Syngnathiformes; Syngnathidae. The transcript has 2 exons. The record is from RefSeq and is a predicted model, not a curated record. Gene Ontology annotation, molecular function: [heparan sulfate]-glucosamine 3-sulfotransferase activity. Bases 259 to 1362 code for a protein of 367 amino acids.
UGAACCUGCGUCGGCAUCGAGGAGCGCCUCCAAGUCGCUAACUUUUACACUUUUGGUUUAGCCUUGAAAAAGGUGAUUAAUGACCUGUCAAUGAGCCCCCACCGUCGGAUAAAUUAUUCUAAAUCUUUCGCUUGACACUGUCUUCGCCGAGUUUGAGUCGUUUCCAGGUGAGCCAUGAGCGCGGUUCGUCUAGGAGGAUUACCGGAGUGACGGGAGGCGACAUGCCCCGCUGGGACGUGCCUGUGACCGGGGAGGCUUAUGGAAUAUAGCCCGCCGCGUCCCAGCCCGUGUUGCCGUUUCCCGGGCGCCGUCAAGAAGAAGGCGCUCCUUCUCAGCAUCAUGCUCUUCAUCUGGAUGUUCGUGCUCUACUCCUGCGUGGGUCCUUGCUCCACGGGAGUGCUGCUCGACUCGCCCCGGGACCGAGACCGGGACGGGGCCGAGCGCGCCGACCUGCUCUCCCGGCUUCGGUGGGAGGACGUGGACUACUACGAGGAGCCGGCGGCCGCCCGCGGCGCCGCGUCCCGGGACUUGCUCCUCAGCGACGCCCCGGAGCCCAGCGCCAUGUCGAGCUUCUCCAACGGCGCCGGGAGCAAGAAGCUGCCGCAGGCAAUCAUCAUCGGGGUGAAGAAGGGAGGCACUCGGGCACUGCUCGAGUUCCUGCGGGUGCACCCGGACAUCAGGGCCGUGGGGGCCGAGCCGCACUUCUUCGACCGCAACUACGACAACGGCCUGGAGUGGUACAGGGAUCUGAUGCCCAAGACCCUGGAGGGCCAGAUCACCAUGGAGAAGACCCCCAGCUACUUUGUGACCAAAGAGGCACCCGCCCGGAUCUCGGCCAUGUCGCGAGGCACAAAACUGAUUGUGGUUGUGCGAGACCCGGUCACCCGGGCCAUCUCGGACUACACGCAGACGCUGUCCAAGAAGCCGGACAUUCCGUCCUUCGAGAGCCUCACCUUCAAGAACAGGACUACGGGCCUCAUCGACACGUCGUGGAGCGCCAUCCAGAUCGGCAUCUACGCCAAGCACCUGGACAACUGGUUGCAGUACUUCCCCAUGGAGCAGAUCCUGUUUGUGAGCGGCGAGCGGCUCAUCAGCGACCCGGCCGGCGAGCUGGGCCGCGUGCAGGACUUCCUGGGCCUCAAGCGCAUCAUUACCGACAAACACUUCUACUUCAACCAGACCAAGGGCUUCCCGUGCCUCAAGAAGGCCGAGGGGAGCAGCAAGCCCCAUUGCCUGGGCAAAACCAAAGGGCGCACCCAUCCCGACAUCCGCCCCGAGGUGGUGCGCCGCCUCCGAGACUUCUACCGGCCCUUCAACAUGAAGUUCUACCAGAUGACAGCGCACAACUUUGGCUGGGAUUGAUGGGAGGGAAAGACUUCUUUAUCUGUAUUUUUUAUGAUUAUUAUUACUAUUAUUAUUAUUGUCAGAUCCCUGUAAUUGAAUGGUAAAUGUGGAGAUAUUGCUAUAUAUAUAUAUAUAUAUAUAUAUAUAUAUAUAUAUAUGUAUAUAUAUAUAUAUGUGUGUGUGUGUGUGUGUGAGUGUUUGUGUGUGUAAAAUGUACAGAAAUCUAUUUUAUAAUAAUUUAUUUUUAUUUCCAAGCAAUUAAUUCACUAAGCUGCCUAACCCUAUUUUCCUAACAUCAGGCUCACGUGGUUUUCUUUGUUUUGUUUGUUUUUAAUGAACAUUCCUCGUGUCCGUUUGGCAAGCGUUUCCGGCCUGCGUUGUCCUGCGGUCCAGUUAAGAAAACCGUAAUCAUUGAUGAAUUGAAAGCAGAGCUCAGAGUAAAAAGCGCCAGAUUACGGGUACAAAGAGCCCACGGAGGUUUCCUUACCAUCGUUAUAAUCGCUACUACCACUAAAAUCUGUUCCAGUGUUAGUGUUGGUAGUGUCGCUACUAGCGCUGUUAUCACCAAUCACACUAGUUUUGCUGCUCUCGCUACUAACACUACUGCUGUCAUUACAAUUGCUAGUAGUGCAACUAACGAUAGCGCCGCUAGAAACACUACUAAUGAUAUUACAGCUACUAGUAAGUGUAGUUUCUCUACUAUUGCUAGUAUCUCUAGUAUCACGCUAUUACUGCUGCCAUCGUUACAAUCGUUAGUAUCACUACUAGUGAUACUAUGACUAGUAAUGCUACUAACAAUAGUAUCACUACUAUUGUUCCGAUCGAUACUUUUCUGACUUUUGUUAGGACUGCCAAUUGCAACAGCUAUUGCUACUGUUGCUAGUAUUGCUACUGUCACUACAAUUGCUAUAUUGCUGCUACCGGAUUCUGACUCAAGGUAUUGCUAGUAGUGCUAGUAUUGGCACUGUCACUACUAUCGUUAGUAUUGCUACUAUAGGCAUCAUCAGCACUAGCAUGGGUAUCACUACUAUCAUUACAAUCAGGAGCAUCGCUACUAUAGUUACUAUCAUUAGUAUUGCCACUAUAGGUAGUAUCACUAUUAGCACUGGUGUUACUAAUAUUGCUAGUAAUGCUACUAACGCUAGUAUUGCUAGUACCACUUCUAGAGUUGUCAUCGCUAGUAACUACUCACAAUAGUAUCGCUAGUAACGCUGCUACCGUUCCGAUUGCGACUAUCACAUUUAUUCCUGAAAGUUAGCUAGCAGCUAACGCUACCUUCCCAAAAGUCAACACGUGGACUGACUGGACUAAUUAAUCCUCAAUGUGCGCUUAAAGAACACAUCCAACAUUUGUAUUUGUAGGACUUUUCUUCCCCUUGACGCUGCUUACACAAACAAACGAGCCGUCUCUCAAAUGUUUUUGACGUUAUGCUAAUGGACGUCGCUAUUAACGGACAAAUUGAUUUCCAUCUGCCCUUUUUUUUUUUAACGCUGAAAAUGUUAAUUCAUGUUCAUCCAUUCUUGUAUGGAGCAUCGGGAGGCUAAACUAGGCUAGCGUCCAACCAACAUGUUUUAUGCCUUGUUAACAAACCCCUCACGCGUCAAAUGAGCUCUACUUUCUGGCAAAAACAUUUUUAACGUAUCCCACCGCCAUAUCUUUUCGCUUUUUUUGUUUGUUUGUUUUCUACUUGAAUCAUUGAUAUGCAAGAAGGGUGAUAACUGUGCGGUUGUCGUUGCGCUUUUUGUUAGAUCGUACAUUAGCAGACGUCACGUAAUAAUACGUGAGGCCUGAAUGUAGCAAAACAAUGCUUUGUUGUUGUGCCUCUUAAAAUUAUACAAUUCCUCACCUUCGACUGCUUGUUGUCUUGGUUUAGUUGCUAUUUUUUCUCGAUUCCAAUUUGUGGGUUCACAUUUUGUUUCCUUGGUGCAAUGUUUGAAGAAGCAUUUACGGUUCUGACAUUCUGCGUAGAAAGACUUUCAGGUUUUUUAAUGGGGAGGGUUCAACCGGGACCGCCGCAAUUAUGCGAAACAUGAGAUUAAAAAAUUACCCUGCGCUCGCGGUUGCAUUGUUUUUAUACGGUUGAGUUUUAUUCAACCUGACUUUGUUUCUUUGUUUUACCCACAACAACACGUGUGAUGCGGAGAUUCUAAAGACUUAUUUUUUUUGGUGCUUGAAUUUUACACACCAUGCAAAAUGCAGCAGCCAUUUCUAGACAAUUAAAUACUAAACAUUCAUAAUAUUUCUUUGUAUGAAGAAAUAAAUAAGUAUAUA